AUGGUUCGAGUUAAUACUUUAUUAUUGGUUUAUGCGGGAUUUCUAUAUCAUAUAAAGAUUGUGUCUUCAAUUGUCUUAGAUCUAAAUGACAUCGUCAAUUCAGGUCUCAAGAUACAUGAAGAUUCCCAAGAUGGAAUAGUUACCACAAAAAUAUACUCUACACCAGAAAAAAAGAUAACUAAAAUACUUAAUGGUAAAGCAUUAGUUUGGAUGGCAUUACCAGGUGAAUAUGUUAAAUGUAUUAAUAUCUUUAUAUUUCAAUGGUCCGGUAAAGAACUUAUAAACAUCGAAAUUGAAAAUCCAAGAAAAACUUAUAAUGCAUAUUUUUUCAUGCAUAGGGGAUAUUACAAACUCAUAGAUAGGGGAGGAUUUGAAAAUUUUUUCCUACAAUAUAGUAAUUUUGUCUCAAAAAUCUCUGAAAAAAUUGUAAAGAGUAGAUCAUUAAAACGUAAAUUUCCAUUUGAAAUCGAUGGCAGAGAAGAACCUACUAAAAAGAAGAUACAAUCUCAACUUUCCGGAACAACUAUACACUCGGAACAGGAACAGAUAGACAAUAAAAAACAAUUAGAACCAGAAACUAUUACAGUGGAAAUUGGAUCAGAUGAUGAAGAAAUUGAUGAAUCUAAUGUAUCAAAACCUAAAGAAACACAAACAGAUUUUCCAACUAAAGAAAGCUCGAUCCAAACAGAUAUUCAACAAACACAAGAUAUUGAAACUCAAACACUUGUACCAACUGGUUCAACUGAGACCCAAACAGAUAUUCAACAAACACAAGAUAUUGAAACUCAAACACUUGUACCAACUGGUUCAACUGAGACCCAAACAGAUAUUCAACAAACACAAGAUAUUGGAAUUCAAACGAAAUUAAGGACCAAAUAUCCUAAAAAAAAGACUACAAAAACUAGUUCAGUUGAGACACAGACAGAAAUAAUCAUGCCUAUGGAUGAUCAGUUUGUUGAUGACGUUGAAGAUGGAGAAAUUAUUGAAGUUUUAAUAGGAUCGGAUGGUGAAUAUGUGGAAAAUUAUGAUUGGGAAGAUGAAUACAAUUCAGACAUUCAAUUUGAAAUUUCAUCAGAUAGUGAUAUGGAUGUUGAUGAGUCUACAGAUUCUCAAGUUAUACAUUCUGAUGCGAUUACUCAAACUGACACAGAUAUAGAUAAAAAAACUCGUUCAUCUCUUCCACUUAAGAAAAGACCAUAUAAACAAGAUUAA
Molecule: messenger RNA, 1212 nt
Organism: Theileria annulata
Lineage: Eukaryota; Apicomplexa; Aconoidasida; Piroplasmida; Theileriidae
Product: Tash1-like protein, putative
Exons: 1
Coding region: 1-1212 (403 amino acids)
Source: RefSeq, a predicted model, not a curated record